Acipenser ruthenus (sterlet) is the source of this 1751-nucleotide messenger RNA. RefSeq names its product DNA repair protein XRCC4. Gene Ontology annotation, molecular function: DNA binding. The transcript is spliced from 8 exons. Gene Ontology annotation, biological process: response to X-ray; positive regulation of ligase activity; double-strand break repair via nonhomologous end joining. Lineage: Eukaryota; Metazoa; Chordata; Actinopteri; Acipenseriformes; Acipenseridae. The record is from RefSeq and is a predicted model, not a curated record. Bases 142 to 1128 code for a protein of 328 amino acids. Gene Ontology annotation, cellular component: nucleus; DNA ligase IV complex; DNA-dependent protein kinase-DNA ligase 4 complex.
UGGGCAAGAAAGCCACACAACUGAUGACGAUUUUUUCUGCGCAUUCUGAUUCGGUCGAUAUGUGCUUUUUAACGUUCGAAUCUCUGGCACCCGGAAGAUUGUGCAGUUUAAAGGAGCAGAUUUAAGCCAGGUGCUUGUAGAAUGGACACAAGCGUGCGCAGGAUUGAAGUUUCAUCCGAACCUGGAAAAAUCUAUUUCCUGAGAGUAACCUGGGAAGAGGAUCUUGGGUCAGGUUUCAGUGUGGAUUUGUGUGAUGGACAGUCAGCUUGGACUGGGAAAGUGUCUGAAGAAGAGGUUUCUAAAGAAGCCCAAGAAAUGGAAAUGAAGAGACAGAUUUAUGUCGAUGAGCUCUGUCAGGCCCUGACUGCUGGAGGAAAGCAAACAAACAGCUACAGUUUUGAUCUCUCCAAAGAUCCUGCAGACAACCGCAGCCUCCAUUUCUCUUAUGAGAAAGUGCUGAAAGACGUAUUCUUUAAACUUGGAUCCGUUGAGCUGCAUACCGUCUCAAAGCCCAUUGAAGUCAUUAAAGAGCUGAUUAACCACGGACUCGACCGUAGCACCGAGCUACGGGCCAGGAAUGAACACCUGCUGGGAGAGAAUGAGAGGCUGGGACGAGAACGAGACUACGUUACUGAAGAGUUAAAGAAAUACGUCCAGGCCAAGGAGGUUCUGGAGCAGGAUCUGUACACUCGCUUUGUCCUGGUCCUCAAUGAGAAAAAGGCUAAGAUAAGAAGUUUGCAGGAGAAGUUAAAACAAGCACAAGAAGAGGUGGAGUCGGAACUGCAGCAUAGAGGUGACACAUCUACUGUUGAGAGCAAAGCGCCAGCAGAGCAAGAUUAUGAGGGAAGCACAGAUGAAGAAAACACAGAGAAUGAUGAGAAUCCCAGACCUUCAACAUCAGCCAGAGUUAAACGUGGCCACACCCCCCUCGAUGACAGUUUGCAUGAUGUCACUGACGUAGCACCCACCCGCAAGCGCCGACAACGAAACCAAAGAGGUGAAAAGUCAGAUGCUGGGAAAGAAACCAAAGAGCCACAGGAAAAAGGAAGGUUAGAAGAUGCCCUCUCAGGCAUUGCUCUUACUGCACCAGCAGUAGACGUUUGUGCUGAGCCACCAUACUUAUUUUAAGCCCUGUUGAAGAAACUGAAGAAAUUAUUUAAAGACAGUAAAUGAAUGGGCCUUUAACCAAUGCUAAGUGACCAAACUCCUCUCAGAGGAUGGGUUCCUAAAGUACAGUAGAUUUACACAGGAAUGUUUCCCCCCUUGGUAACCAAUGGAGAUUACAGAAAAGAGAAGAAAACUCUUUAGAGACUGCUCCAUUCCACACUAGCACUGUGCCUAAAUACAUCAUAAUUCUGCACCGCGGGCAUCAAAGAUCAUGCAGCGCUAACGAAGAGCAAGGGUGGAAACCCUGAACAGAUUCAACAAAGAAACGUUACAGCCUAACUAUAACUACAAGGCAUUCAUACUUUCAAUUAAACAAAUAAGCUGCUCUCAAAUCACAGUGGCUUGCCCCAAGCAGGCCCCCCACAGUAAUUAUUAUUUUUUGUUUGUUAAUACCUCACCUCUAACCUUUUCUAAACAGCUGCUGGUUUAAUAUUGGACGAUUAGGAAAUGUGCAUGUAAUGUCAUACAGUUUAAUAACUUCUGUGCUGUGAAAUGUGUUUUAAACGACUUCCUACCCUCUGUUCCUGCGGAAGGUCUUCCUAUUACCCUGUGGUGGUUCUGUGUAAAAGUGGAACUGAAAUAUU